Entrophospora candida is the source of this 421-nucleotide messenger RNA. The record is from the annotation of a GenBank genome assembly. Lineage: Eukaryota; Fungi; Glomeromycota; Glomeromycetes; Entrophosporales; Entrophosporaceae.
AUGGAUUGGAAAGAAUUUUAUGCACGUUUAACACAUCCAGAACAUGAAAUAAAAAAUUACUUAAUUGAUAACAUCCAUAAAAUUUGCCCGGGGUUUGAAUACCUUGUGGAUUUCGAAUGGGAAAUUGAAGAGGGUCAUCUUAACAAAGGAAAAGGAGAUUUAAUUUUUGGAUCAGAUUACAAAACUUAUUUGACAAUUGAAACUAAAUUUCUUCAUACAGGAAGUGGCAAGACUGCUCAAGUUUCUAGACAUAAUGCUAGACGUAGGGUUAAAGAGCAAGCUGAAAGAUAUAACGAAUUUGCUACUAAAAGAUUUGGACUAGAAGUUGUUGAUGUGAUUGGAGCUACAUUCACCAAUGAAGAUUAUCGAAUUCAUUUUCUUGAUGAUUAUGAUAAAAGAAUUGCCAGAUCGGCUGCAAAAG